GAUAAAGAUGAUCGUCAUCUUGAUGGGCGUUUGUGGUUGUGGCAAAACAACCAUUGCUCAGUUGCUGUCAGACAAGGUAGGGUGGCCUAUUGCUGAAGCUGAUGACUAUCACACACCAGAAAACAAAGCCAAAAUGGCCAGAGGGAUUCCUUUGGAAGAUCAGGACAGACUACCAUGGCUUCUGGCAUUACACCAAGUCAUUCAAAGGUGGCUUGAUGAAGGUUCAUCUGGAAUAAUUACUUGCUCCUCUCUGAAGAAGAUCUACCGGGAAAUCAUUCUAAAUGGUAAUGUUGGGGCUGAGGAUUUUGCUGAAGAUAAAAAUCCAAGUAGGAUAAAUGGAGCAGCAUUCCCUCCACAGAAUGUCAAAUUUGUCUACUUGAAGGGAGAUAAAGAAACAAUUGCUCAACGAAUGCAAAUGCGAACUGGACAUUUUAUGCCUCCCUCAUUAGUUGAAUCACAAUUUCAGACACUUGAGGAGCCAACAGAAGACGAAAACUGCAUUAUAAUGGAUAUUGCUGAACCCCCAGAUAGGAUUGUUGAAAAGAUUAUUCACUCUUUUGACAAUAUUGGAACGGUAACCUAAAAACAAAUUCACAAAUGUGCUGUAUUUAUUCUCGUUGGUACUUUAUAAGAUAUUUACAGUAAACCAUUUAAGACUGUUCAGUAUUGAUCAUUACUGAAUUGGUCCAUUUCAACUCUAAGUUUUCCAGAGACAGCACCAUAUAUACUAUACAGUAUCAGAGUUGGAGAUUCUGUUAUCACAACAAGCACAGAAGUUAGAAACGUGGGUGUAAUUUUCAACUACAAAUGUGACAUGACACCACACAUUAACAGUGUGUAAAUCAUAUUUUAGUCUUCAACGAAUAUCUAAGAUUCUUCACCUUAUUGACAGCAAGCAAA
Messenger RNA from Lingula anatina, 900 nucleotides. RefSeq names its product gluconokinase. The record is from RefSeq and is a predicted model, not a curated record. Gene Ontology annotation, cellular component: cytoplasm. Gene Ontology annotation, molecular function: gluconokinase activity. NCBI's taxonomy places the organism in Eukaryota, Metazoa, Brachiopoda, Lingulata, Lingulida, Lingulidae.